Pyricularia grisea is the source of this 1377-nucleotide messenger RNA. RefSeq lists its product as uncharacterized. Gene Ontology annotation, molecular function: FAD binding. Lineage: Eukaryota; Fungi; Ascomycota; Sordariomycetes; Magnaporthales; Pyriculariaceae. Bases 1 to 1377 code for a protein of 458 amino acids. Gene Ontology annotation, biological process: secondary metabolite biosynthetic process. The record is from RefSeq and is a predicted model, not a curated record. The transcript has a single exon.
AUGAACGGCACAGCCACAAACCCCAGAGGCAUCCAUGUCGCCAUAGUAGGCGGCGGGAUCGCGGGCGUGAGUCUGGCCCUGGGACUGCAAAAGCGGGGCGUGUCGUUCACGCUGUACGAACGCGCCCGAGAGAUCCGCGAGAUCGGGGCUGGAAUCGGCCUGUCGCCAAAUGCAGAGCGUGCCAUGGAGAUGCUCGACCGCAAGACGGUCCUCGAGGCCUACAAGCGCAUCGCCACGCCAAACGGCGUCGACGAGUUCCAGUGGAUCGACGGAUACCGCACCGACGAGCUCCUCUACACCCUCUACAUGGGCAAGGAUGGGUUCCAAGGUUGUCGCCGAUCGGAUCUGGUCGACGAGUGGAUAAAAACCAUCCCGGCCGACUGCAUCAGCCUCGGAAAGGAAGCCAAAUCCAUCAGGCAGUAUGGGGACGGCAGCAACGGGACGGCGGGUGGCCCCCAACAACAGGGUGGAGUUGAAAUCACCUUCAAGGACGGAACCACGGCCACUGCCGACGUGGUGGUAGGCUGCGAUGGCAUCUGGUCUCGGGUGCGCGAGCUCCUGCUGGGAUCCGACAACCCUGCCUCUCACGCGGGAUACACGGGCAAGUUCUGCUUCCGGACUCUGGUGCCCUACGACAAGGCCGUGGAGGUGCUGGGCCACGACCGCGUGUACACACGUUACAUGUACAACGGGCCGGGCGCACACUCCAUCACGUAUCCCGUGGGGCUGGGCGACAACCUGGCGCUCAACGUGCUGGUUGUGGUGGCGGACCCGAACCCUUGGCCGUUGGAGAAGACGGGAGGCAAGCAUACCGCUCCGGGGAUGAGGGAAGAGGCGGAGCGUGCCACCAAGGACUUCCACCCUACCUUUCGCAAGAUCGUCAGUCUCCUGCCCGAAAAGGUGGAAAAGUGGGCCAUCUUUGACGCGAUGGAGAAUCCAGCCCCGACCUACUCCAAGGGUCAGAUCUGCCUCGCCGGCGACGCGGCCCACGCGACCGGACCACACCUGGGAGCGGGGGCCGGGGUGGGGAUCGAAGACGCGUUGCUGUUGUCGACGCUGCUGGAUCGCAUCGACCAGGUCGUCAAGGGUGGUGAUCAAGAGUACGCUGGCGAGGACAAGAAGCGAGACAUGAUCUCCCGCGCCCUCGAUAUCUACGAUGGCCUGCGACGUGAGAGGACGCAAUGGCUCGUCAGGGCCACACGCGAGGCCGUCGACUUGAUCCAAUGGAGUAAGGGCGAAGCUGCGGGUAGAAACGGUGAAGAGUUUGGGCGUGACAUGAGCAAACUUUACUAUCAGGUGUGGGACUACGAUCUACAAGGCAUGUUGAAGGAGGGGCUCGAAAAGCUUGCGGUCCCAUGCACUCAGGGUUCAAACUAG